Molecule: messenger RNA, 2730 nt
Organism: Strongyloides ratti
Lineage: Eukaryota; Metazoa; Nematoda; Chromadorea; Rhabditida; Strongyloididae
Product: WD40 repeat and LisH dimerisation motif domain and CTLH, C-terminal LisH motif domain and WD40/YVTN repeat-like-containing domain and WD40-repeat-containing domain-containing protein
Exons: 5
Coding region: 1-2730 (909 amino acids)
Molecular function (GO): protein binding
Source: RefSeq, a predicted model, not a curated record
AUGACAACAUCUAAUACAAAUUCUCUAAUAUUACCUUUAGUAAAUAUAACAAUUAAAGAAAGAGAUGUUUUAAAAGCAAUUCUAGAAUUUUUUGAAACUAAUGGUUAUCAUAUUGCUCAGUUAUCAUUAGAAAGAGAAACAGGAAUUAUUAAUGGUGAUUACUCAGAUGAUAUAAUUUUUCUAAGACAACUUAUUUUGGAUGGACAAUGGGAUAAUGCUUUAGAUUUUAUAGAUCCAUUAAAAGAGUUAGAUGAAUUUGAUUUUCGAACAUUUCGUUAUCUUAUAACAAAAUAUAAAUAUUUUGAAUUAUUAUGUAUUAAACAAGAACCUGGUCCUAUGUAUGAUAAUGAAUUUACCGUUGAAGAGAUAGUUGAAUGUUUAAAAGAUCUUGAACAUAUUUCACCAACAUUAGAAGAUUAUAGGCAUCUUUGUGCAUUAUUAACAUUACCAAAAUUAUCUGAUCAUACAGAUUUUAAAAAUUGGAAUCCUUCCUCAGCAAGAGUAGAAUGUUUUUCUAAAAUAUUACCAUUAGUGGAGGCUUUAUUACCUAAAAGUAUAUCAUCAAGUUCUUCCAAAAAAAAUGAUCAUCGUGAGGAGGUUGCAAUAAAUGGUAGAUUAUUACAAUUAAUAGUUAAAGGAUGUUUUUAUGAAAAUUGUGUUGAUUAUUGUCAAAGUCAGGCGUUAGGUGAUAUAAAACAAAUUGACUUUUCAAAGAUAUCCUCAAAAGUACUACAACCAAAACCAUCACUUUGUGGAGCUGAUUUAUCAUUAAUAUCAUGGUUAGAAGUAGUAUCAAAUGAACAAUUUGUAAUGCCAUUUCAACAAAUGUCAAUAGAUUUUAAAGUUGAUACAAUAAAAAGAUCAAAAUUAGAUGCACAAUGGACAGAACAGAUACUUGCUACACCAAUUAAACCAAAAGGUAACUUUCCAUAUAAUAUGAUUCCAAAUGACAAAUUGAAAUGUGCACAAAAAAUGUCACAAUCAAUGAUGUCUUUACCACAUAUGUUUUCAUCAUGCUCAUUAAAUCAAGUUUUAUCCUCAUCAAAAAGAUCCCUCCAACAUAUGUCUCAAUCAACGGCUCCAGGUUUUUCAAUUGAUAUAAAAGAUAAUGAAAAUAGGGGUGAAGAGUUAAUGAGACAAAGUCAAAUUAUUGAUAAUAUGCUUGAAAAAAGUGAAUUAUCAAAGACGACACGUCCAAAUCCAGGAAGUAGUUCAGCUUCAUCACAUUCUAUGUCAUCAUCACCAUCAUUAAUACCUCCAAAUUCAUUGACAUUUGACUGUUCCUCAGCAAGAAAAGAAUUAGAUGAAAUAACAAGACGAUAUAAUAAUAAUCUUAAUACUAGAAGUACAAUACCAUUACCACCUGUUCCUGAAUUAUCAACACCUGGAGGAACAUUUAUGAAUGGAGAAGAUUUAUCUCAAAAUAAUCUAUUAAUGAAAUCACAAAUUAUUCAACAAUUUGCUAAUCGUACAUAUAAAGAACAAAUCAUACCUCCUAAUCCAUUAUUACAAUCAAUGAUAAUGAAUCCUAUCAAUCAAAUGAAUUGUAAUAAUUUAUAUAUACCUCAACAACAAAUGCCACCAAUACAAAAUCAAUUUUAUCCUCCAAUAAAUUAUUCACAAUCUCAUCAAUUACAACAAUAUAAUAAUCAAAAAAUGUUAGUUGAUGAGAGAGGAAUUGGUGGGCAAAUGAUACAACAAUCUCCAAUGUAUACAAUUCAAAAAACAAUAAAUAAUGACAAUUUAUCAAAUGUUCAAUCACAAAAUUCUAUACAUUUUAUUCCUGUUUGUAAAUAUGAAGAUAGUCAAGCAAUACGUGCAGUUGCAUUUCAUCCAUCAGGAAAAUUUUUUGCCAUCGGAACAAAUUCUAAACAAUUACAUAUUUGUAGAUAUCCUGAUGUUCGUAGUAAUCUUAAUAAUCGUAAAAUUUCAAGAAGUUACCUUCCACAACCUGAAAUUGUUUUAUCAAGACCUAAACAACACCGUGGAUCAGUUUAUUGUACAUCUUUUAAUCAAACUGGGGAACUUUUAGCUACUGGAUCAAAUGAUAAAACAAUACAUUUAAUGUCAUUUCAAGCUAAUACUGCAACAAUUGUUGCAGAAACAGAAUUAACAAUGUUAGAUGGAACAAUAAGAGAUAUUAUAUUUAUGGAAGAUUCAAUGAAUAAUACAUCAAUCAUGGUAUCAGGUGGUGCCGGAAGUUGUCAGAUAUCAUUAACUGAUUGUUUAUAUUCAUGGGACAAUAGUUGUUCAUUUGUAUCAUGUUCACAAGAUAAAACUAUAAAAUUUUGGGAUGUCAGGGCAAAUGGUCCUGUACAAGUGAUAACACAAAAUUUUAAAAAUAUUAAUUCUCCAGUGACAAGUGUAUGUGUUGAUCCUAAUGGUAAAUUAUUAGUAUCAGGGCAUGAGGAUGCCUCAGUUAUGUUAUAUGAUAUUACGGGAAAUCGUGUUGUACAAGUAUAUAGACCUCAUGGUGAUGAAAUUAGAAGUGUACGAUUUUCAAAUGCUGCAUAUUAUUUAUUAUCAGGAAGUUAUGACAAAAGGAUUAGUAUAACUGAUAUGCGAGGUGACUUGACAUCUCCAUUAACAUAUCUUCCUGUAGCUGAACAUACAGAUAAAGUUAUACAGUGUCGCUGGCAUCCACAUGAUUUUACAUUUUUAAGUACUAGUGCAGAUCGAUCAGCUAUUUUAUGGAGUUUACCAUUAAAUAAUGUUGUAAAUGAAUAUUAA